ACUCGGUAAGAAUAUGUCCUAUCUGAUUUUGGGGAGUGCCCCGAUAACAAAAGACAAAAAAAGGAUUGGAAAUUAUCUCGAUCCAUGAUGUAUAUUGUACUGAACUAAUCGUUCGCAGCACGGGUGUUAUGCUGCGUCGAGGAUUAUUUCGUCUCCUCAGAGGAGCGGCUCUCCAAGCGAUCGCCCAAAUUCCCCUAAAACCCUAGCCUCUCGAUCGUAACCCUAGAUGGACGGCCACUCCGCCGCCCCCGUCCGGUCGCGGAGCUCCCAGUCCCCGUCCCCCUCCCACUCCGCCUCGGCCUCCGCCUCCGCCUCCAGCUCUGUCCACCACAAGCGCAAGUUCCCGGGUGCCGCCGCCCCCACUGCCGCGGCGGCGGCGGCGGCGGCGGCCGCGGCGGCCCCCUUCUCCCUCUCCGACACAGGUGCCCUCACUUCGAACGACGACCUCGACAGCAUCAGCGCCCGGGAGGAGGAGGAGGACACCGAGGAGGAGGAGGAGGAGGAGGAGGAGGAGGAGGAGGAAGAGGAGGAGGAGGAAGAUAAUGACUCCAUGAGGGCCUUCACUGCUGCCCGCCUCGAGGCCCCCGGUGGCGUCGGCUCCAGCAACCCGAGGAGCGCGAAGCCGCCCAAGGCCGAGAAUCCCUCGAUCAAGGUUGAGCCUUCCGGCGGAGGGCUUUCAGAGAUUGGAGUGAAGGAUGAGCGCGGAGCCACGGGCUCGUCAGGUCAGCAGAAUGCAGCUGCUGCGGCAAGCCUGAUGCCGGGAAUUGUUGUGAAGGAGGAUACGGUGAAGGGGUUAUUCACCGAGAACAUACAGGCCAGCGGGGCUUACAGUGCCAGAGAGGAAGGGUUGAAAAGAGAGGAAGAUGCUGGAAGACUCAAAUUCUUGUGUUAUGCAAAUGACGGGGUAGAUGAACACAUGAUCUGGUUGAUAGGAUUGAAGAAUAUAUUUGCAAGACAACUUCCUAACAUGCCCAAGGAAUACAUAGUCCGCCUUGUUAUGGAUAGAAGCCACAAGUCUAUGAUGGUUAUUAGGCAUAAUCAAGUUGUGGGGGGCAUAACAUAUCGCCCAUAUAUCAGUCAGAGAUUUGGAGAGAUUGCAUUUUGUGCAAUCACAGCUGAUGAACAAGUCAAAGGCUAUGGCACAAGACUCAUGAAUCACUUGAAACAACAUGCUCGUGAUGUUGAUGGGCUCACUCAUUUUCUAACUUAUGCAGACAAUAAUGCUGUUGGCUAUUUUGUAAAGCAGGGCUUCACAAAGGAGAUCACAUUGGAGAAAGAAAGAUGGCAGGGGUAUAUCAAAGACUAUGAUGGAGGUAUACUAAUGGAAUGCAAAAUUGAUCCAAAGCUUCCAUACACUGAUUUGGCUACGAUGAUUCGUCGACAAAGGCAGGCAAUUGAUGAGAAAAUUAGAGAACUCUCCAACUGUCACAUUGUUUAUGCAGGAAUUGACUUUCAAAAGAAAGAUGCCGGUAUACCUAGGAAGCCUAUAAAAGUUGAAGAUAUUCCUGGUCUCCGAGAGGCUGGGUGGACUCCAGACCAGUGGGGCCACUCAAGGUUCAAGACAGCAAAUGCAACAGAUAGUGUUGCCUAUCGUCAACAGCUGAAUGCCUUUAUGCGCGGUCUUCUAAAGAUGAUGAAUGAGCAUCCUGAUGCUUGGCCAUUUAGGGAGCCGGUAGAUGCACGUGAUGUGCCUGAUUAUUAUGAUAUCAUUAAAGAUCCGAUGGAUAAUAAUCUUUUAUGAUACUUAGCCUCUAUGGUUCAAAAGUUCAACACGUGGUAGGCCGAACCAGAGUGAACUGUCCGAUUCGGCCCGUACCAAGCCGACCCGAUGGGAAACCGGAUCAGUUUGCCCAUUAAAAUCGGUUCCAGCUCCGAACCAGCUGAAAUGGUUUCCGAACCGACCGGAACCGGCCGGAAAAGGCCCAAACAGGACCGAAUUGACCGGAAUCGGCCGGGUCCAGUUUGCACCAAGUCGACCCAAUUUACAAUCGAGCUCCCUCCCCCUUUGCUUCGUUUGUUAAAAGGUGUUGUGAAGAUGGAAGGGUCAGUUUCGUAGCCAGCGAGGCUAGGGUUAAUGCAGGGCAAUAGGUAGACAGAUAUUCCACGCAUCCUUCCAGCUGAUCAGCCACAACCACAGGAGAGUCGAUCACCACAUGACUCCCUUGUCAGAGACAUCCUCUCAGAGAAUUGAUCGAGAGAUGCUUACAUGAGGCUACUACGUUACUCGGUCGACUUGAUCAGGAGGACAACAUACAUCCUCCCAAUAUAGCCAGGCGAAGGGACAUGAAGAGUAAGCAGGCAGCGAGUGACAUGAAGGAUGAGCAGGCAGUGAGUGGCACGAAGUAUGAGUAGGCAGUGAGUGGCACGAAGGAUAACAAAAGCUACCUGCAACCCCAAUAGAGUGUGGAGGAGCUAGUUCAUUCAUAUUUAGAGACCAGUAACAGCUGUUCUGGUGGUCAUGGAUUUGCUAGUUAGAAAGAGAGUAGAGGACA
Messenger RNA from Phoenix dactylifera (date palm), 2492 nucleotides. Lineage: Eukaryota; Viridiplantae; Streptophyta; Magnoliopsida; Arecales; Arecaceae. The record is from RefSeq and is a predicted model, not a curated record.